AUGACCUUUGGACCUCUAGGUAGGAGAUCUAGGUGGCAUAUAGACUUCCAUGAGAUCUUUGCUGCGUGGAAUGCCCAUGCAUAUGCGAUAGCGACAGCAAACCCAGUGGUAGUUGAGAACCUGCCAGCAGAGGAAGUGACUGGUGACGAACUCAGCAACGGGGAAAUUUCUUAUGAAGAGUCGAUGGACCAGAAUAAGGAAGAUCCCGAGGUGGAUCCUGAGGAAGAUCCCGAUGAGGAUCCUAAGGAAGAUCCCGAGGAGGAACCUGAGGAAGAUUUCGAGGAGGAUCCUGAGGAAGAUCCCGAGGAAGAUCUUGAGGAGGAUCCUAAGGAAGGUAUGUCAUCCGAAGAUAUGUUCGAUCACUACACUGCUGCUGCUACUCCCUCGAUCAGGAAGAAAGCCAGCAAGAGGGUUCGCGGAGAAAGCAGCAAAGCUGCUUCAAAGAAGGCCCAGACUGAGGGUCCUUCAGCAGCUGCUCCUUCGAAGGAAACCACGCCACCUCCUACAAAGGAAACAACGCCACCUCCUUCUCCACUCGACCAACCAUCUCCAACUGCACCGGUCGACCAGCACUCUACUCCUCCAGCGCCUACCGACCAGCCACGCCACACUCAACCCAAAGACACCCUGACUAGCACCGUGGUCAGUUUGGCCAGGGAGAGAAUAUACAAACCCUCCAAGCACAAACGCAGCCAAGAGGCCAUCGUUGGCACCAACUCCAUGGAGGUCGACCAAAUAAUAAACUGA
Molecule: messenger RNA, 747 nt
Organism: Humulus lupulus (European hop)
Lineage: Eukaryota; Viridiplantae; Streptophyta; Magnoliopsida; Rosales; Cannabaceae
Exons: 2
Coding region: 1-747 (248 amino acids)
Source: RefSeq, a predicted model, not a curated record